UUUCCUGUGAAUGACCUCAUUAUGGUUAUGAAAUUGAAAAUCAUUCCAUUCCCGAACUUCUUUCCAGAUUCAUAGCAAAGCCAGUAGCGCGCAAGUUCAUUUCUCACAUUAAAGAAAAUCAACAGGACUAGAGGUUGAUUCUGUUUUAUUUCCUGGCGGAGCUGAUUUCCAUGGCAACGGGAGCCCCUCUUGGAUUGAAUUUCUCAUACCAGAGCAAAGAUCCCUGGAAAAAUUCUACCACCUGUGAGUCUUCCCAACUGUGGGAAGUUUUACAUGAAGCACUGCCACCCAUCCUCAUUGUCAUCUUCUUUUUCGGUUUGGUCGGAAAUAUAUUCGUCCUGGCCGUCUUCCUCCUGCACAGGAACCGACUGACGGUGGCAGAAAUCUACCUGGCUAACCUGGCUGCUGCGGAUUUGAUCUUCGUCAUUAGCUUGCCCGUCUGGGCAAAGAAUAUCAAGAACGAAUUCAACUGGCCAUUCGGAGAGUCGGUUUGCCGUGGCAUCAACGGGCUCAUCAAGGCCAACUUGUUCACAUCCAUUUUCUUGGUGGUGGCCAUCAGCAUGGACCGCUACUGGGCUCUGGUUCACACCAUAACGUGCAGAAAGAAGCGGAGCCGGCGGCGAGCUCAGACAAUCUGUGCUGUCAUCUGGUUCGCGGGAGGACUGCUUAGCAUCCCGACAAUGGUGUUCCGAACGGUGAAAUACUUCCCAGAACUGAACAUCUCGGCCUGCAUCCUCGAUUUCCCCAGCCCGUCGUGGAACAACUAUAAGAUCAUCCUCUUAAGUGUGGUGGGCUUUGUUCUACCUCUGCUGGCGAUCGUCUUCUUCAACUACCAGAUCCUCACAUCGCUCUGGGGGCGAGAGGACCCCAAGCUCAAGAGGUCUGGAGAAACAAAAGAUGUCAAGGCCACCACGCUAAUCCUCACCCUGGUAGUGAUUUUCCUUCUGUGCUGGGCUCCUUAUCACUUCUUUAGUUUCUUUGACUUCUUGUUCGGCAAGAAAGUUUUGAAGGGCUGUUUCUGGGAGGAUUUCAUUGACCUUGGCAUCCAAUUAUCCACAUUCCUGUCUUUUAUCAACAGCUGUCUGAAUCCCAUAAUUUACGUUUUCGUGGGGAAAUUUUUCAGGGCGAAGGUUUGGGAAAUUUAUAAACAGCGGUUCCAAAGGAAAUCUGCUUUGACGUAUGUGUCUUCAGAAAAGAAGCCCACUGGUUUUACCUUGGACACUAAAACCACGUUUUGACCAAAGAGCUGUGUUUCCUUGUCCUUUAUGGCACUUACUCUUCAGUCGAUUAAAAGA
Molecule: messenger RNA, 1295 nt
Organism: Tachyglossus aculeatus (Australian echidna)
Lineage: Eukaryota; Metazoa; Chordata; Mammalia; Monotremata; Tachyglossidae
Gene: BDKRB1
Product: bradykinin receptor B1
Exons: 2
Coding region: 171-1238 (355 amino acids)
Biological process (GO): immune response; response to mechanical stimulus; G protein-coupled receptor signaling pathway
Cellular component (GO): membrane
Molecular function (GO): bradykinin receptor activity
Source: RefSeq, a predicted model, not a curated record